GUACACCAUUGUACACGCCACGCGGCUGCACCAACUGCACGCUUAUGUAGCGUGAAAUUUGAGGUUAAAGGGAAAAAAAUUUUGUUUUGAAGAUGGUUCGUAAGAAAAUAGAUAAUCGUAUUCGCGUUUUAAUCGAAAAUGGUGUUAUUACGGGACAUAGAACAAUGUUCAUCGUUAUCGGCGAGAAAGCAAGAGACCAAGUUGUUUUACUGCAUCAUAUGUUGUCAAAAUCUGUGAUAAAAGCUAGACCUUCUGUACUUUGGUGUUACAAGAAGGAAUUAGGAUUUAGCAGUCACAGAAAGAAGCGAAUGAAAUCCUUACAAAGGAAAGUUAAGUCAGGAAAAUUAGAUGUCAAUGAGGAUGAUCCUUUCGAAUUAUUCGUUGUAUCUACUAAUAUACGUUACUGUUAUUAUCAUGAAACACACAAGAUAUUAGGAAACACGUAUGGCAUGUGUAUCUUACAAGAUUUUGAAGCAAUUACACCAAAUUUAUUAGCACGUACUAUUGAAACUGUUGAGGGUGGAGGAAUUAUUGUAUUUCUUUUACAAUCUGUGAAUUCGCUGAAACAACUGUAUACAAUGAAUAUGGAUGUCCAUCAAAGAUUCCGUACAGAAGCCCAUCAAGCUGUUGUUGGUCGCUUCAAUGAAAGAUUUUUAUUGUCUUUAGCUUCUUGUAAGAGAUGUUUAGUUGUUGAUGAUCAAUUAAAUAUAUUACCUCUCUCAUCACACAAUUUGAAAAUUGAAGCAGUACAAAAAUUAUCAUCAUCCGAAGAACAAUUAGAAUUAAAUGCAUUGAAAGAGAGUUUGCAAGAUACUCAACCUAUUUCUUCUCUUGUUAAUUGUUGUAAGACAAUUGAUCAGGCAAAAGCACUGUUAACAUUUAUCGAAUGUAUAUCAGAGAAAACAUUAAGAUCUACUGUUUCUUUAACUGCUGCUAGAGGACGUGGAAAAUCUGCAGCUUUAGGUUUAGCUGUUGCUGGUGCUGUAACAUUUGGUUAUUCAAAUAUUUAUAUUUCGAGUCCGAGUCCAGAGAAUUUAAAUACUUUAUUUGAGUUUGUUUUCAAAGGUUUCGACGCGCUAGGAUAUCAAGAGCAUCUUGACUAUGGUCUGGUGCAAUCUACAAACCCUGAAUUUAAUAAAGCUACUGUACGCGUAAAUGUCUUCCGAGACCACAGACAAACAAUUCAGUAUAUUCAUCCUACCGAUGCGCACAAAUUAAAUCAAGCUGAACUACUUGUAAUCGAUGAGGCUGCCGCGAUACCUCUGCCUUAUGUGAAAGCUAUGCUUGGUCCUUACUUAAUAUUUCUUGCGUCGACCAUCAAUGGAUACGAGGGAACAGGUAGAUCUUUAUCGUUGAAGCUAUUGCAACAAUUAAGAAGUCAAACUACCGGUUCAAACAAUCAUGAAAAACACGGUAAAAAUCAAACUGAAAAAACUGUCAUUGGAAGACAAUUACAGGAACUUACUCUUGACGAAUCUAUUCGAUAUAAACCGGGAGACUCUGUUGAGCAAUGGUUAUGCGAUUUAUUAUGUUUAAAUGCUACAACAAACACUCUUGUAUCUGGAUGCCCACCUCCUGACAUGUGUCAGUUAUAUUACAUAAAUAGAGACACACUAUUCUCUUACCAUAAAGCAUCAGAGUUAUUUUUACAAAAACUGGUGGCACUCUAUGUUGCUUCACAUUAUAAGAAUAGUCCAAACGAUUUACAAAUGAUGUCUGACGCACCAGCGCAUCAUCUAUUUUGUCUCUUGGGACCAGUAGAUUCGAAUAAGAAAACAUUACCAGAAAUAUUAGUAGUCAUUCAAAUUUGCUUAGAAGGUGAAGUGAGUAAGAACACUAUAAAUGAUGGACUCGUGCGAGGACGCAGAGCAGCUGGUGAUCUUAUACCGUGGACUAUUGCACAACAAUAUCAAGAUCAAGAUUUUCCCGCGUUAGCAGGGGCACGUAUUGUGCGUAUUGCAACACAUCCUGAUUAUCAUGGGAUGGGGUAUGGCAGUCGAGCAUUAGAAUUACUGAAGCAAUAUUACGAAAUGAAAAUACUUAACAUCAGCGAAGCAACAAUAGAACCAACCGUAACGGAAAUAUCUAGAGUUCGAGAUGAAGAAGUCAAUUUGUUGGAAGAAAGGAUUGAACCUCGAGCCUCUCUGCCACCGUUACUUUUAAAACUAAGCGAAAGACGUCCAGAAAGUUUAGAUUAUUUAGGUGUAUCUUUUGGCAUUACCGAACCUCUUUUAAAAUUCUGGAAACGAUCUGGUUUCUUGCCUGUAUAUUUAAGACAAACGGCAAAUGACAUAACGGGUGAACACUCGUGUAUAAUGCUGUAUAAAUUAGAGCAACAGGACGAUGUUAGGUGGUUAGAAUCAUACUGGAAUGAUUUUCGACGAAGAUUCAUAACCUUACUUUCCUUUUCAUUUAAUACAUAUUCAUCUUCGUUGGCUUUAGGCAUAUUAAUCAACAAAGCAAUUGCACCAGAAACUACGACACUGACAAAACAUGUAUUGGAUAUAUAUUUUACAUCGUACGAUCUAAAACGUUUAUCUAUGUAUAGUAAUAAUAUGGCAGAUUAUCAUUUAAUAAUGGAUCUAUUGCCACCGUUGGCGCGCUUAUAUUUUUUAAAUAUGAUGGGUGACGUUCAUUUAUCACCAGUACAAUCGGCCAUUUUAUUAGGAUUAGGCCUACAACACAAGAAUGUUGAUAAAUUAACGGAAGAACUGGAUUUGCCGUCAUCGCAACUGCUCGCUUUAUUUAAUCGUAUUAUACGUAAAUUUGUGCAAUAUCUUAACAAAAUUGCAGAGAACUUUAUUGAAAUUACAAUGAUAAAAAACGAAUCGAAUAAUGAAAAUGUUCAACUCAAUCCUAUUAAUGGACAAAGCUUGCACGACGAAUUAGAAACUGCUGCUAAGGAUCUAAAAGCUAAACAGAAAGCUGAAUUGGAUAAGUUAAAAAGGGAAAAUUUAGAGCAAUAUGCUAUCAAAGGCUCGGAAGCUGACUGGAAGGAUGCACUAUCUGGGAAAAAAAGUAAAAGUCUUAUAUCUGUAAAGAGUAGCGAAAAAAGAAUAUCAGAAGAUGACAGUGCCUUGGAACUUCAAAAGAAACCGUCGAAAAAGAGAAAAAGACAUUCUUUUAAAACUUGAACGACGUAAAAUAAGUGUAAACGCAACUAAUAAAACAAAUGAUGAAUC
Messenger RNA from Hylaeus volcanicus, 3182 nucleotides. RefSeq names its product RNA cytidine acetyltransferase. The transcript is spliced from 17 exons. Gene Ontology annotation, biological process: rRNA acetylation involved in maturation of SSU-rRNA. Gene Ontology annotation, molecular function: ATP binding; 18S rRNA cytidine N-acetyltransferase activity; tRNA binding. The record is from RefSeq and is a predicted model, not a curated record. Lineage: Eukaryota; Metazoa; Arthropoda; Insecta; Hymenoptera; Colletidae. Gene Ontology annotation, cellular component: 90S preribosome; nucleolus. Bases 93 to 3134 code for a protein of 1013 amino acids.